CUGUGCCUGUGCGUAAUUUCUUCGCCGCUUCCUUGGGCUUCGACUGGUCUCUCCUCCUGGAAGACCCGCGAGACCGCGAGAGCUGCUCCUCGGCACCCUGCCGCUCCCUCGGUCGCACGCCUAUCCUCCUCGUCGUUCUCGCUCUGGCAGCUGUCGCGGUUGAUGCUGUCGCCGGUGGAAGCUCAACUCUGUUAGUCUCCAAAAGAGAUACUUUGGCUUAUCUAUCAGAUGCAUUGCAGAUAGUCUCUGUCUACAAUGAUGAAACGCUUUGUCUACAUCAAUGAUGAUUCCUCGCAAAACCUAUACUGUGACAAUAGAAUAUCAAACAGAAAAUACACUAUAUUGAACUUUCUUCCUAAGAAUUUAUGGGAGCAGUUCAGGAGGUUCAUGAAUCAGUACUUUUUGCUUAUUGCCUGCCUCCAGCUGUGGUCACUAAUCACUCCUGUGAAUCCUGCAAGCACAUGGGGCCCACUUAUCAUUAUAUUUGCUGUCUCAGCGACAAAAGAGGCAUGGGAUGACUACAAUAGGUAUCUUUCUGACAAGCAAGCAAACGAGAAGGAAGUAUGGGUUGUAAAGGAUGGAAUUCGGAAACAUAUUAAAGCACAAGAUAUUCAUGUUGGUAAUAUAGUGUGGUUGCGAGAGAAUGAUGAAGUCCCUUGUGAUCUCGUUUUGAUUGGGACAUCUGAACCACAAGGCAUCUGUUAUGUGGAGACCGCUGCUUUAGAUGGUGAGACUGAUCUAAAGACAAGGGUUCUUCCAUCAUCUUGUAUUGGAUUAACACCGGAACAGUUGCAUAAAAUCAAGGGUGUGAUUGAAUGUCCCAAUCCUGACAAAGACAUCAGAAGAUUUGACUCAAAUAUGCGAUUGUUUCCUCCCUUCAUUGAUAAUGACUUGUGUCCAUUAACCAUCGACAACACGCUUCUACAGUCAUGCUAUUUGAGGAAUACUGAAUGGGCUUGUGGAGUUGCUGUUUAUACAGGCAAUGAAACCAAAUUGGGAAUGAGUAGGGGUGUACCUGAGCCAAAACUUACGGCUGUUGAUGCAAUGAUUGAUAAGUUGACUGGAGCUAUUUUUUUAUUCCAAAUUGUUGUGGUAAUUGUCCUAGGUUUUGCUGGCAACAUUUGGAAGGACACUGAAGCCCGCAAGCAAUGGUAUGCCCAGUAUCCUGAGGAUGGUCCAUGGUACGAACUCCUGGUCAUUCCCCUACGUUUUGAGCUCUUAUGUUCCAUUAUGAUACCUAUUUCUCUGAAGGUGUCUCUUGAUCUAGUGAAAAGUAUAUAUGCAAAGUUUAUUGACUGGGAUGAGGAAAUGUAUGAUCAUGAAACGAUGACUGCUCCUCAUGCAGCGAACACAGCAAUAAGUGAAGAUCUUGGACAAGUUGAAUAUAUUUUAACUGACAAGACAGGGACACUUACAGAGAAUAAGAUGAGUUUUAGAAGAUGCUGUAUCAAUGGUACUUUUUAUGGCAAUGAGAGUGGAGAUGCUUUGAAAGAUGUCGAACUGUUGAAUGCUGUCAUCAAUAAUGUUCCUGAUGUAAUCAGAUUUCUUACAAUCAUGACAAUCUGCAAUACAGUUGUCCCUGUCAGAAGCAUGAGUGGGAAUAUCUUGUAUAAAGCUCAAUCUCAGGAUGAGGAUGCACUUGUUAAUGCUGCUGCUAGAUUGCAUAUGGUUCUCAUAAGUAAAAACGGGAACAGUCUUGAAAUCAAUUUUAAUGGCAAACUGAUCCACUAUGAGAUACUAGAUACUCUAGAGUUCACUUCCGAACGCAAAAGAAUGUCAGUGGUUGUUAAGGAUUCUGAGGAUGGGAAGAUCCUUCUCUUGUCCAAGGGUGCAGAUGAAGCUAUCCUUCCUUUAUCGUAUGCUGGGCAGCAGAUUAGGCCUUUUGUUGAUGCUGUGGAUCAAUAUGCUCAGUUGGGUCUGCGAACUCUUUGUUUGGGAUGGCGUGAGUUGAAAGAUGAUGAGUAUAAAGAUUGGUCACAAGCAUUUAAGGAGGCCAGAAGUACAUUAGUUAAUAGAGAAUGGAAGCUGGAUGAAGUUUGCCAAAGAUUAGAGCAUGACCUUGAGGUUAUUGGCGUUACCGCAGUUGAAGACCAAUUGCAGGAUGGUGUGCCGGAAACAAUUGAAACACUAAGGAAGGCCGGAAUCAAUUUUUGGAUGCUAACUGGCGACAAACAGAAAACAGCCAUCCAAAUUGCUCUUUUAUGCAACUUCAUUUCCUCAGAACCCAGAGGACAACUUUUGUUUAUUAAUGGUAAAACUGAAGAUGAAGUUUUAAGAAGUUUAGAGAGAGUCUUACUUACAAUGAAGAUAACUUCUUCGGAACCCAAGGACUUAGCUUUUGUUGUGGAUGGUUGGGCCCUUGAGAUCAUUUUGAAACAGUAUAGAUCUGUAUUCACUGAAUUGGCAAUUCUUUCAAGAACAGCAAUCUGCUGUCGGGUGACACCUUCCCAGAAGGCCCAGCUUGUUGAGCUGCUUAAGUCAUGUGAUUACCGGACUCUAGCAAUUGGUGAUGGUGGAAAUGAUGUGAGGAUGAUACAAAAUGCUGAUAUUGGCGUCGGGAUUAGUGGUCGUGAAGGGCUGCAAGCUGCAAGGGCAGCUGAUUAUAGCAUUGGAAAAUUUAGGUUCCUUAAAAGGUUGAUUCUUGUUCAUGGGCGCUACUCUUACAACAGAACGGCGUUUCUCUCACAAUACUCCUUUUACAAGUCAUUGCUGAUAUGUUUUAUACAGAUAUUCUUUUCUUUUUUCUCAGGUGUCUCUGGGACCAGCUUAUUCAACUCUAUUAGCCUUAUGGCUUAUAACGUCUUUUACACUAGUGUACCUGUUCUAACAGUUGUUCUUGACAAAGACCUCACAGAAAAGACAGUAAUGCAGAACCCCCAAAUUUUAUUUUAUUGUCAAGCUGGAAGGCUCUUAAACCCAAGCACAUUUGCUGGAUGGUUUGGUCGAUCAUUAUAUCAUGCUCUUGUUGUUUUCUUAAUAACGGUACACGCAUAUGCUGAUGAGAAAAGUGAGAUGGAACAGCUAUCAAUGGUUGCCCUCUCAGGUUGUAUUUGGCUGCAGGCUUUUGUAGUGACAAUUGAAAUGAAUUCCUUCACCAUCUUCCAUCACCUUGCUAUCUGGGGCAACUUAUUGUGUUUCUAUGGCCUCAACUUAAUGAUCAGCGCCAUACCAUCGGCAGGACUGUACACGAUCAUGUUCCGCCUCUGUAGACAACCAUCAUACUGGAUAACUUUAUUUCUUAUUACUGUGGUAGGAAUGGGUCCCGUGCUGGCUCUCAAGUACUUUAGAUAUACAUACAGAUCGAGUGCAAUUAACAUACUUCAGCAGGCAGAGCGAUCUCGUGUAGCCACAUUCUCGAUACGAGACCUUGACUCGCAGCUGAAGUCAAUAGAGAAGGAUGUUGGCUCAUUGGCGUCGCGGAAUAAAUUCAAGAGCAGUGUUUAUGAGCCUUUGAUAACAGAUUCCCCAACAGCUACCAGAAGAGCCGUUGGGCCGUCUGCGUUUGAUUUCUUACAACCAGCUCAAUCGAGGUUGUCUUCAUCUUAUUCGAGAAAUUGCAAAGAUAAUUGACGAUAAUUUAUUUUUCACAUACUAAAUGAGUAUCCUUUAGAACUUUACAGGGAUGAUCAGAAUGCUGGUCUUCUGGAAAUUGUAUGUAUGUUAACAGAGUAGAGAUGCUACAUCACUUCAAACUUUUGGAUGGAAUUCUAAAAUCAGAGGCUGAUAAUAAAAACAAAUUUUUUUUUAAGAUUUAAACUGGUUUUUGAUUUCCCAUGUGAUUCCUUCUUAGAAACGCUUUUGCCAUUUGUUAUUUCCAGCUUUAAAAUUAAUAAAAAAAUGCUCUUGUUCAGAUU
This is a messenger RNA of Zingiber officinale, 3854 nucleotides long. Its product is annotated as phospholipid-transporting ATPase 2-like. The coding region runs from base 256 to 3570 and encodes 1104 amino acids. Gene Ontology annotation, biological process: phospholipid translocation. Gene Ontology annotation, cellular component: plasma membrane. Lineage: Eukaryota; Viridiplantae; Streptophyta; Magnoliopsida; Zingiberales; Zingiberaceae. Gene Ontology annotation, molecular function: ATPase-coupled intramembrane lipid carrier activity; ATP binding; ATP hydrolysis activity. The transcript has 25 exons. The record is from RefSeq and is a predicted model, not a curated record.